Molecule: messenger RNA, 2305 nt
Organism: Astyanax mexicanus (Mexican tetra)
Lineage: Eukaryota; Metazoa; Chordata; Actinopteri; Characiformes; Acestrorhamphidae
Gene: krt8
Product: keratin 8
Exons: 9
Coding region: 103-1695 (530 amino acids)
Biological process (GO): intermediate filament organization; keratinization
Cellular component (GO): keratin filament
Molecular function (GO): structural constituent of skin epidermis
Source: RefSeq, a predicted model, not a curated record
UGUCCACUGCCACAUCCCAGCUGCUCGGGUUUCUCCAGCAAAGCACACCAGCUUCACUAACUGCUGCUCUCUCACCCCUGCUCACUCUCUCUCUCAGACAAAAUGUCUUACAAGAAAACAACAAGCUACACCGUCAAGUCCUCCUCCUCGGGGUCCGUUCCUCGGAGCUUCAGCAGCAUGUCCUACUCCGGACCCAGCGUCAGCCGACAGAGCUACACGGCACGCAGCUCCUAUGGAGGGGUCAACCGUGGCAUGGGAGGUGGACUUGGAGGUGGACUGGGAGGUGGCAGCUACAUCACCAGCUCCACAGCCUACGGAGGCGGCAUGGGUCUGGGCAUGGGAAUGGGCAUGGGAGGCCCUGCUGUGACACCCAUCACCGCCGUCUCAGUCAACAAGAGCCUCCUGGCCCCUCUGAACCUGGAAAUCGACCCCACCAUCCAGGCUGUCCGCACCCAGGAGAAAGAUCAGAUCAAGUCCCUCAACAACCGCUUCGCCUCCUUCAUUGACAAGGUACGCUUCUUGGAGCAGCAGAACAAGAUGCUGGAGACCAAAUGGAGCCUGCUCCAGGGCCAGACCACCACCCGUUCCAACAUCGACGCCAUGUUCGAGGCCUACAUCGCCAACCUGCGCAGACAGCUCGACAGCCUGGGCAACGACAAGAUGAGGCUAGAGGCUGACCUGCACAACAUGCAGGGUCUGGUGGAGGACUUCAAGAACAAGUAUGAAGAUGAAAUUAACAAGCGUACAGAGGCUGAGAACGACUUUGUCCUCAUUAAGAAGGAUGUUGAUGAGGCCUACAUGAACAAGGUCGAGCUGGAGGCUAAGCUGGAGAGCCUGACAGAUGAGAUCAACUUCCUCAGACAGAUCUACGAGGAGGAGAUCCGUGAACUGCAGUCCCAGAUCAAGGACACCUCUGUGGUGGUGGAGAUGGACAACAGCAGGAAGUUGGACAUGGACGCCAUCGUGGCCGAGGUCCGCGCUCAGUACGAAGACAUCGCCAACCGCAGCCGCGCCGAGGCUGAGACGUGGUACAAGUCUAAGUAUGAGGAGAUGCAGACAUCUGCCACCAAGUACGGAGAUGACCUCAGGUCAAGCAAGACAGAGAUCGCUGACCUCAACCGCAUGAUCCAGAGAUUGCAGUCUGAAAUCGAUUCAGUGAAGGGACAGCGCGCCAACCUGGAGAACCAGAUUGCCGAGGCAGAGGAGCGUGGGGAGAUGGCAGUGAGGGACGCCAAGGCUCGCAUCAAGGAUCUGGAGGAUGCCCUGCAGAGAGCCAAGCAGGACAUGGCACGCCAGAUCAGAGAGUACCAGGACCUGAUGAAUGUCAAGCUGGCCCUGGACAUUGAGAUCGCCACCUACAGAAAGCUCCUGGAAGGAGAGGAAGACAGACUGGCCACUGGAAUCAAGGCCAUCAACAUCUCCAAACAGAGCACAAGCUACAGUUCCUUCCCCAUGGAGAGCGCUGGCAGUGCCUACAGCAACUACUCCAGCGGUUACUCUAGCGGUUUCUCCGGCGGCUACGGCGGCGGCUACGGCGGCAGCUACAGCGGCGGCUACAGCUCCGGCAGCGGCUACGGCGGCAGCGGCUACGGCGACAGCACCACCACCCAGAGCAAGAAAAGCGUCGUCAUCAAGAUGAUCGAGACCAAGGACGGCAAAGUCGUGUCCGAGUCUUCCGAGGUCGUCCAAGAUUGAGCCCGAGGCCCCGUUCCCCCAUCCAGUCUCGUAACCUUGUCGUGUUUUUAGCCAUUCCUCUUUCAGCCUGUCAAAACCAGAAAGAUAGCGGUCCAAAGUAUGCGGUCCCAGUGGGACACAGUCAUAAAGCAGUCUGUAAAGCAAUAAAUACCUUUACUCUGACCAAAGGAUUUGCAAGGGACCAAACCAUAUCUUCUCACACCGUGCCUUAUGCUCAUGUCCACAUUCUGCACUAAAACAAACGCUCUCAGUUUGCUCCACACAGCUGUACUGUCUUGCACACAACACGCGUCCAGGGCCGCACCUCUUUAAGUCUGGGAAUGUUCGAUUUGCCACCAACACGGGCCACUCUUUCAGUCACUCAAUGCACUGUGACAGUUUUUUUGUUUGUUUGUUUUUUACAUUUGUUUAUGAAGGGUUAAUGUUCACGUUGGUGUGAAAGCGUAGCCCUGUUUGUGGUAGAUCUAUGUCCUGUGCCUGCUCUGUAGACAGACAUUGUCUUCCCAUAGUACUCUGCUGUCAGACGCAAAAUGAAAUGUACACAGUGUACCACGAGGUGCUGUUUUUUUGCUACCAAAAAAAAAAUAAAGUGUUUCAUUCAAAGUUUUCA